ACACGGCGCGCAGGUUGGUAGGAGUGCUUAAGGUGCUGGUGAAUUAGAGGCAAAGUGUUGAAGGUGAACCGGACACUUCCAUGAGCAACGAAGGAGAGAAGAGCCUGGUACUCAGCGCGCCCGUCGGGCUAUGCCUUCUCCAACCUGGGAGCGAAGCAAAGCGCAGACAGAGCACGGAGCAGCGGAGGGGCACGGCGGGGACAGAGGGACCGUGUGCGCUCUGGAGAUGGAGAUGACGACCCGCAGCCUGGACGGCGACUCCAAGGUGGUGGAUUGUGUGAACUGCGAUGGCCUGAUGAGUCGGAACGUCGGCGGGGACUCGGCGGAGGUGUCCGUGCCGCUGGCCGGGAAGAAGACGCCCACGGAGGGAGACGACCUGUACAGACUGCGGGACAGGAAGGUGUUACUGGAGGAUAAGAAGCGGCUGUGCGCGCUGGCGCUGGGCACCGCGAUGCUCGGGAUCCUGCUCAUGAUCAUCCACGCGGAGAUAUGUCCCUACGUUUAUAAACCGGGCACAGACAUCGCCCUGAUCAUCAACUGUUCCAUCAGCCUGUCCACCGGGUGUCUCAUCAUCCUCAUCAUAGCUUUUCAUUACAAGGACAUCAGGCUGUUCAUCAAUGACCACAACCAGGUGGACUGGCGUAUCGCCUUGACCAGCCACCGGGUUCUGGUGAUCACCGUUGAGCUGUUAGUGUGCUCCAUCCACCCCAUAGGCACAUACUGGAAGGUGGGCCUCCACUUCAACUCCUCUGCCCCAGCUCCGCUCUGUCAUACCAGCCAUCACAACAGGGCCCUGCUGGACAUGGAGCUGCUGCUGUCAGUGCUGAUGUUCCUGCGUUUGUACUUGGUGCACAGAGCCAUCCUGCUGCACAGCAAAGUGCUGCUGAGCGCCUCCUACAGGAGCAUCGGCUCGCUCAACAACAUCAACUUCACCUUCCGCUUUGUUCUCAAGGUACUGAUGAACAAGCACCCGGCACGCACGCUGCUGGUCUUCAUCCUCUUCUUCUGGCUCACUGCGUCCUGGAUGCUUACGCUGUGUGAGAGGCAGACCCAGGCAGUAACAGGCCACAUAGACACGUCUCUGUGGCUCAUCGCCAUCACCUUCCUCACAGUGGGCUAUGGGGAUGUGGCGCCCACCACCAGCUGUGGCAAGGUGGUGUGUCUCUUCACUGGAGUCAUGGGUGUAGCCUGCACGGCCAUGCUGGUGGCAGUCGUCACCAAGAAGCUGGUGCUGAACAAAGGAGAGAAACAUGUGCACUUCUUCAUGCUGGACAUCCAGAUCUCGAAAAGGAUCCGCCACGCUGCUGCUAAUGUUCUGAGGGAAUGCUGGCUCUUGCAUCGCACCAACCUGACGAAGGGUAACCGCGGUGAGCAACGAAGACACCAGAGAUGCCUUCUGGAAGCCAUCAGAGUAUUCCGUCAUUUACGCUUCAAACAAAGACAACUGAGGGAUUACGUAAGUGAGAUGGUGGACCUGCCUAAGAUGCAGAUGAUCAUGUGUGACCUGAGCGCCAACUGGAACAACUCCUAUCGGGAGCUGGAGCAGCGCAUCCUCUCCAUGGAGCAGAAGCUGGACGAACUGAGUCGCUGCUUCCAACAAACAUCUGAGCUGCUGUCUCAGUUCCUGCAUCACCCCAACCCAGAGAUCAGGUGACACGGCUCCAAUGUGUUUCUGAAGAAAAGAGAGAGUGAACUGCCUCCAGUGUUUUCAUUUGCAAGAUCCAUGAAAAUGCAGCGAAUCCUCUCCACCCAAUGCUGCUCCAGACUCUUUAACUUGCUGAACCACUUGGAGGACUGACAUACUUACUAAAGAUCUCAUCUUCUGGGCCUGUGCUGAGUCCACUGCACAGUGACUCAUAGCUGUAACAUUAUACGGAUAAAACAAGACUCCUAUUCAUUGUGGGAGAAGAAUUGAUGUGCAUUUUGAGAGCUCUGUUGUGAUUUCACCAGUGGAAAGAACAGAAAUAAUGUCAAACAAGGGCCGUGGAGAUCUAUGUAAUCAACAACCCUCACAUCCUCCAGGAUUGCUCUCUGAAUUGCUACUCAUAAGGUUUCAUUGAUGGUCUCUAAUACUGCCUUAUUCCUGUGGAAUGAGAUAUAUUUUUACAUACUAAUGUUAUUUGAAAUCUUUUGCAAUAUUCUAACUUUUCCAAAAACCCUUUUGCAAAUCAUAUGAUCACUAGGAGACAGUUUAAAGGUUCCCAGGCCCAAGUGUUAUUUUCAAACAGGCUUGUUGAAUAUAGUACAAACCUCUAACACUUCUUCAGUGUUCUGUUUUCCCUUCCAUCCACUAAGAUAAUGGAUGUGAUUCUCCACCAACAGAACAAAAUACUUCAAGUCAAAAAAAACCUUUAUUUCAAUUUGUAAAGUGCAAGACAUCGUAACCGAAAUAAACUAGAAAUCAUAGAUGAAUGUCCACAUUGAGGGUUGUGAUCUUCAUCUGCCGUCUACACCUGUUAUUAGAAUAAUCCAACUUGUCAAGUAGUCUUGGAAGAUUAACUUUUAGCAACCCAACAGCUCCACCAAGUGGACAUGAAAAAAGUGAACCGUGAUAUUGUGGAGUCAAAAAUAUGUAUUACAAUCAUUUAAAAACACUUAUUUGCUAUUUUCAACCAGUAUAUUGACAACUCAGAAGAGGAUGACAUAUUUA
Molecule: messenger RNA, 2650 nt
Organism: Platichthys flesus (European flounder)
Lineage: Eukaryota; Metazoa; Chordata; Actinopteri; Pleuronectiformes; Pleuronectidae
Gene: kcnn4
Product: potassium intermediate/small conductance calcium-activated channel, subfamily N, member 4
Exons: 9
Coding region: 131-1654 (507 amino acids)
Biological process (GO): potassium ion transmembrane transport
Cellular component (GO): plasma membrane; neuronal cell body; neuron projection
Molecular function (GO): calmodulin binding; intermediate conductance calcium-activated potassium channel activity; small conductance calcium-activated potassium channel activity
Source: RefSeq, a predicted model, not a curated record